GAGGUUACCUUGUAGUUUUCAUUGUACAGAAAAGGAAAAAGAAAAAAAAGAAAAAAACAGAAGAAAAAAAACUGGCUAGGGUUUUAUACGGUGCAAUUUCAAGCCACAAAUGUUCUCUUCUACCAACAGUCUCAAUUCUUCUCCACACUUUCCCCCAUCCUCUUACCAACCUUUUCCUCUCCCUUUUUCUAAUCACCACCUCCAACUUUCUGACGAGAUUUCCCUUCACCAACAAUACCAAAACGAUCCGCUAGCUCUAGCGGGUCCAGUUUUACCAAUUCCUGAAACUGUGAUCAAUUUCUCAGUUUCGAACAACCCCAUAAUGACAAGGCCUUCAAACAACAUUAAUAUCGGAAACCCAUUUGGUGUUUCUAAUUUUCUUGCUAAGAAACCUGUGAAGAAAGAUCGACACAGCAAGAUUUACACGUCUCAGGGGUUGAGGGACCGAAGGGUGAGGCUCUCCAUUGAGAUAGCUCGCAAGUUCUUUGAUCUCCAAGACAUGCUAGGGUUUGACAAGGCUAGCAAAACCCUUGACUGGUUGCUGACAAAGUCGAGGAAAGCGAUCAAAGAAGCAGCUAAAAUGAAGCAGAACUGUAAUGGGUGUGCUAAAACUAGUUUGUCAUCCACUAAUUUCGACUGUGAAGUGGUUUCAAGAAUCAACCAAAUCACUGAUAAUGGUGGAAACCUGGAAGGGUUAGUACUUUCAAAGAACAACUCGUCGGCAUUGCUAAGUACCAUUUCUAAUAAGAAGAUGAGGAAGCUGAACAAAGAUGAGAUUCACUUGCUUGCCAAAGAGUCAAGGGCUAAAGCAAGAGCAAGAGCUAGAGAAAGGACAAGAGAAAAAUUGUGCACUAGAAAAUGUCCUGCACCUGGAUGCUCUCAAAUCUUGCAACAAUUGAAGCCACCGACUCAGCUUGAAGCUUGUGAAAGGUCCUCUAAGGUCGUUGAGGGAGAAAUUCAACAACAGCCUAGCUCUCACAUGUUUGAGGAAUCUAUUAUGAUCAGAAGGAAGUUGAAGCCAGCUGGGAGAUUGGGUUAUCAGCCAAACCUGUCAAGCUCCAACAACGAGAGCAGCAACUACUUUCCCAAUUCACCUCUAAAUUGGGACAUCAAUAGCACCAUUGCACGCUCUAGCUUUUAUGCCAUUACCAACACCAAUCUUUCUACAGAACUUCAAAUCUGUGGGAAAUCUUUAGAGGGCAGCACCAAUCAACUAUUGCACUAAAAUCGUGUGCAAGGCUCUACGCAUUAGCGCAGAAAGCCGUGGUUGUUUCUUCAAGUUUAUAAUAUUAGAAAAUCGGUGUAUCGUAUUCCAGGAAAGCUUUUGGGUAUUUAUCUUUCAAUCACUUCAGCUGCUUUACUUUUCGAAUCUUAAUGAAAAUGCUUACCUAUCUAUUUUUGUGUCUUCU
Quercus lobata is the source of this 1409-nucleotide messenger RNA. RefSeq names its product TCP family transcription factor (gene TCP1). The transcript has 2 exons. Lineage: Eukaryota; Viridiplantae; Streptophyta; Magnoliopsida; Fagales; Fagaceae. The record is from RefSeq and is a predicted model, not a curated record. Gene Ontology annotation, biological process: regulation of secondary shoot formation. Gene Ontology annotation, cellular component: nucleus. The coding region runs from base 110 to 1225 and encodes 371 amino acids. Gene Ontology annotation, molecular function: sequence-specific DNA binding; DNA-binding transcription factor activity.